UGCAUUUUGCAUCCCGGUUGGGAGGAUCGCGGGCCGGGGACGGAGGAGUGUGGUCCCCGGCGGGGCGCCGUAGCGGGCGGGGCGAUGGGCGAGACCAUGUCGAAGAGGCUGAAGCUGCAGCUGGGCGGGGAGGCGGGGGCGGCCGCCGCCAUGGAGGACCGCUCCUUCCCCAACCCCUUCCCCGACUACGAGGCCGCCCACCCCCUCCACGACGCCCCCCAGGACCCCCAGGACCCCCACGACCCCGGCCUCCCCUUCCUCGGCGACCGCAAGAUCAGUCCCACUUUCGCAAGACGAAUCCAGAGUAAAAUCCAGGACCUCCUGCAACAGAUGGAAGAAGGCCUGAAGACAGCAGACCCCCACGACUGUUCUGCAUAUACCGGCUGGACAGGCAUCGCUCUUCUGUACCUUCAGUUGUACCGCGUCACCUCUGACCAGGCCUACCUCCUGCGUUCCCUGGACUAUGUGAAGAGGACGCUCCGGAACCUGAAUGGACGCAGGAUCACUUUCCUGUGUGGGGAUGCUGGGCCCCUGGCCGUCGGGGCCGUAGUCUACCACAAGCUGAAGAGUGACAGCGAGGCCAAGGAGUGCAUCGCCAAGCUUCUGCAGCUUCAGAGAACUAUUGCGAGCACAGACUCAGACCUUCCGGAUGAACUCUUAUACGGCCGAGCCGGUUAUCUAUAUGCCUUAUUGUACCUAAAUACGGAGAUUGGCCCAGACACAGUGCCCCAGUCCACUCUCAGAGAGGUGGUCAGCGCCAUCAUUGAAUCAGGAAAGAAUUUGUCCAGGGAGGAACGCAAAACCGAGCGUUGCCCACUGCUCUAUCAGUGGCACAGGAAGCAGUACGUCGGAGCAGCCCAUGGCAUGGCUGGAAUUUACUACGUUUUAAUGCAGCCAGCAUCAAAUGUGGACCAAGAGACCUUGACGGAGCUGUUGAAACCAAGCAUUGACUACGUGCGGCAUAAAAAAUUCAGAUCUGGGAAUUAUCCAUCUUCUUUAAGCAAUGAGACGGAUAGAUUAGUCCACUGGUGCCACGGAGCUCCAGGAGUCAUUCAUAUGCUCUUGCAAGCAUAUAAGACCUUUAAGGAGGAGAAAUAUUUGAAGGAUGCCAUGGAGUGCAGUGAUGUGAUCUGGCAGCGUGGGUUACUGCGGAAAGGAUACGGAAUCUGCCACGGAACGGCCGGGAACGGAUACUCCUUCUUAUCCCUUUAUCACCUAACUCAGGACAAAAAGUACCUCUACCGAGCUUGCAAGUUUGCCGAAUGGUGUUUAGAUUACGGAGCUCACGGCUGCAGAAUCCCAGACAGGCCAUACUCUCUCUUUGAAGGUAUGGGAGGGACCAUUCACUUUUUAUCCGACGUGCUGGCCCCGGAGACCUCCCGCUUUCCGGCACUCGAACUCGGGCCUUGGGAGAAGGAAGACAAGGAGGAGAAGGACAGCUAAACUGCCCAGCGAGCCUCAAGGGGUGAGACUGCUUAGUGUCUCAGGCAGAACCACUCUGAGUCACAAAGGAGAAGCAAAAACCCAGUUUGACUUCCCCCACAUCUCUCCAAAGGAGCACAAGAUACAGCAUGAGAGAGAAGUCGUCCCAACCACAUUCUGUUUCACCACUGCUGCAAAUCUGAAUUCUUUCGACCCCGUAACUCUCGCUACCUUCAGCUCUUUCCGGUGUUUGCAUGCUUCUCGGUGUUGUCCGUAAAUGUGAUUUCGUUGUUGCAAGCGGAAACUCUUCUUUUUGUCCAAAUCUCGGGCCUGUCCUUGCAUGAGUGUAACUGCAGCAGCCGAGCAUCUGUAAUGUGUCCAGUGGGGACUGGUCCAUAUGAACUACCAAGGGUGCGGCCUGACGCCUUCAUUAAUUUUGGAAAAGACAUUUGUUCGUAGGUUGAUGGUAUUUGUUGUGGAGUUUGCUGAGUGCCCUUUGGGGUAAGCAUAAGUUCCUUGUAGGGUUAAGGGAACAGGGCUUGAAAUUUGAGGGAAGGGGGAAGGAUUCCUUUCAUCAGACGUUUGGGAAAUCCCAGUGUGUAGCGGCUGGAGGGUGGAAUUAUAAGGAAACUAAUGGGGUGAGUUGCAUCCCCUUUCAGAAGGUUUCGGCUGCACUAGAGGGGAAGCAGCAAAGACACUCCUUUCACAGAACCACAGAACUCUACUUUUAUUGUUUCCUGACCGGUAGCAGUAUGCCCGUUCUUUAAGGUGUUGUGAAAAAUGUGACCUUUGUGACCAUUUAUACAAGAGGCCAUACUUGAAUUUAAAAAUCAGCAAUUCAAGAACUAGACCAUUUAUGGACAAUGUCCAAGAGGAACACAACUUGACUAACACAUCCCAAACUUAACAAGCGUAUGGGGAUAGGGCAGUGAAAUUCAGUUCAAGUUGGAGUUGACAGUAUUAAAACCACGGUAGCCGACCGCUAAAGUCUGUUCCCCAGCUUUGUGCAUAUUUGGAAUGAAUAUUCUGCCUAUUUUUGAUAGCUUUCAUUUUCUGAGGCGUCUCCAGUGUCUCUUCACUCUCAUGUGCAUUGAUGGGCACAGCACAUGAUGAAGUUUUCUUUGGUAGUGUAUUUCAGUACUUUGAGAGUGUUUAUACAUUAACUCAGUUGGAUUUGAAAGUUUCCCUUUUUUCUUAAAAAAAAAAAGCAAACACACCAUUCUUUUUGCUGCCAGGGUACCCUCAGAGAGGGGGCACUCUCACACUUUACAAGAUCUGAAGCCCCCAAUCCUGUUUCCCGACCCUGCAGACGUUGAACUUGCCCACGUCUGGAGAGGCCAGAAAGUUUAAAGUUGACUUUCUGCCCCAAGUAAAUUGAGCCCGGCUGAGCCCCACAUCCGCAGGCAGUCCUCCCCAGAGGCCUCGGGGAGGGAGAGUUCAAAUAUAUCGAAUUUACCAUCCACCACCCAUGUCUUCCAACCCUACUUCUUCCUUCCAAAGCCACAGUCCGUCUCCAAAAGCUAUUCUUACCAACGGUAAGAGGUGGAAUUGACAGGCAGUUUUUUUUUUUUAGUGAAGAAGGGGCAGGUUUAGAAUGUGAGCGGGGUGAGCACCGUGGACAGUGUUGCUACCCAAUCACUGGGGUCCCUCGGCCAACUAGAGGUUCACCCAGCGAUUAAACUCUUUUGACUCUGAAUUAACCCUUGGAGGACCCCUUUUCCGUGCAUGUGAAACGUGUUGCUCGACAAUAAUAAUGGCACUCGUUGAUUGUACCUGCAUGAGACAGGAAUCUUUUUUGAAAACAAAAUUCUGCUGGAAAAGCCCUAUUUUGGCCCCAAAUCUUACUAGGGCAAACCUGAAAUCAGGUCAGGUUUCUAGCGAAAUACCAAUCCACUUGUCUCCAACCCCAAUCCCGCCGAUUGCCAGGUAGCGUGGUAGAGUUUUACCCUCAUCCGCUGCUGUCCUGAGGCAUUCCAGGAUCUUCCUCGGAGUCCAGGCGGAUGGAGGUGAAAGAGGCAGUAUAAAGUUCCCUGAAUCUGUGAGCUGAUCAGGAGGCUUGCGUGAGAGACGUAACCCUCAUCUGUUGUCUACACUGACCUCAGUGAUUCUCACUGGAUCUUUUUUACUGCCCUGUGAGCAAAUAUUGUGACUAAUAUCAAGCCCUUCUAAUGCCUCACAGGUCCAAAACCAGUGUUAUUUAGACAUAGUCCACGAAGAUCUUUUUCUGCCAGCCAGGUGUAUCUUGGGAUGACACCACAAUGGAGAGGGUGGUGGGGGGUUGGGAAGUAAUUGUGGAAAUAUUUAAGGGAGCUUGGAGAAAUCAAGCUGUAUGUGA
Molecule: messenger RNA, 3757 nt
Organism: Tachyglossus aculeatus (Australian echidna)
Lineage: Eukaryota; Metazoa; Chordata; Mammalia; Monotremata; Tachyglossidae
Gene: LANCL2
Product: LanC like 2
Exons: 10
Coding region: 85-1443 (452 amino acids)
Biological process (GO): carbohydrate metabolic process; peptide modification
Cellular component (GO): plasma membrane
Source: RefSeq, a predicted model, not a curated record